This is a messenger RNA of Tripterygium wilfordii, 985 nucleotides long. Its product is annotated as peptidyl-prolyl cis-trans isomerase FKBP13, chloroplastic. The record is from RefSeq and is a predicted model, not a curated record. Bases 109 to 744 code for a protein of 211 amino acids. Gene Ontology annotation, cellular component: chloroplast. The transcript is spliced from 6 exons. NCBI's taxonomy places the organism in Eukaryota, Viridiplantae, Streptophyta, Magnoliopsida, Celastrales, Celastraceae. Gene Ontology annotation, molecular function: peptidyl-prolyl cis-trans isomerase activity.
CUACUUGGUAUUUCUGUCCAAUUGCAGAGUGGGCUUUAGAAUUGAGCUAAACAGGCCUAAUAGCAAGGCCAAGGAUGAGUGGACCCAGUUUGGCUCUGGUUGGUACAGAUGAGUUCACUGGCAUUUUCAGCUGGAACUUGCACUCCCAGAACGCGCAGCAAGACCAAUUCAGCACCACUCAUUAGAAACAAAAAGGAAGCAUUCUUAAAACCACCCCAGAAUAGUUGUUCUCCUCUGCAAGUGCAUCUUGAUGAGAAAGCAACAUUGUUCAGCAGAAGAGAAUCAAUAGCUUUUGGCCUCAGUUUCAGUUUUCUUGAUGUUCUUCUUGUGCAACCAAAGCCUAGUUCAGCCGCUGAGAAAGCACCAUGUGAACUUACUGAAGCCCCUUCAGGCCUCGCCUUCUGUGAUAAAGUUGUGGGUACUGGCCCCGAAGCUGUCAAAGGACAGCUGAUCAAGGCACAUUAUGUUGGGAAAUUGGAGAAUGGGAACGUGUUUGACAGCAGCUACAAUCGUGGGAAGCCUCUUGCAUUCCGUGUAGGUGUUGGCGAGGUUAUUAAAGGCUGGGACCAAGGAAUCCUAGGUGGUGAGGGAAUUCCUCCCAUGCUCGCUGGCGGAAAACGUGUUCUGAAGCUGCCUCCAGAACUUGGAUAUGGCGUGAGAGGGGCAGGAUGCAGAGGAGGUUCAUGCAUCAUUCCUCCUGAUUCAGUGCUGUUCUUUGAUGUGGAGUUCAUUGGCAAGGCAUGAGAAGCGAAUAUCGAACAAAUUACCGUUCUUUUCCCAACCCUUUUUGGUUGUAGAUGAGGUUUAUUGAGUGAGUUCAGAGGAAUUCUUGUGUAUCUAAAGUUGUAAACAGAAGAUAACUUGGUAGGAUGAGUAGAACAUAGAAGGCUGUACCUUUGAUUUAUUAAGAGAGAAACGACUUGUUAUUGAACAUCACUGGAGGUGUAGCAAAUCAAAAUGCCUUCAAUAUAUUUCAGUUGUAUAA